Molecule: messenger RNA, 2245 nt
Organism: Haliotis rubra (blacklip abalone)
Lineage: Eukaryota; Metazoa; Mollusca; Gastropoda; Lepetellida; Haliotidae
Product: centromere protein I-like
Exons: 18
Coding region: 100-2109 (669 amino acids)
Cellular component (GO): kinetochore
Source: RefSeq, a predicted model, not a curated record
GAUCGCGAUAUAGCUGUUCAAAAUUUUUGGCGGAAGGAAAACAUUAUGUGAAUGUUUACGGAAAUAAUAACAGAACGGGCCCUCUGAUCAUGCGGGAUCAUGUCAAGUCCCCGAAAAUCUCGACGAAAAGUAGAAUUAGAUGAUGCUGUUGAGCUUAUUGCAAAGUGUGACUCAAGCACCAAGGUUCGGGGCAACCUGCCGCUUCAGCUUGCUUUGGAUACCAUCCAUGAUGUGGCAGAGACAGAUGGGCUGCAGCCUGGCCACAUCACCACACUGCUAGACAAGGCAGCCAGUAGUGUCCUAGUGCAAACAGUGAGCUCUCGGCUGAUCCGAUGUCUCAUCCCGAGAGUAUUCGUGCCAGAGAAGGCAGUGGUCAAGGCAGUAUCAUGGAUGUGCACCAACAAACCAUCAACUACAAUACAGAGUCUGCUCGUGAGAUGGGUGCUGCUGAUCUACGACCACAUGGACACACACAAGAAGCUGCACAACCUGUACGGCAUCCUCUUCUACUUCCUGGAGAACCAGGCCCUGUUCCCCUACAUAUGUCACCUGCUGUACCAGCUAACGAGGAAGGAGGACGUGAAGAUGUUCCGUGUACGGAGACUGCUCUUUCUGCAGAAAAAAUAUGGGUCGCAGCCAUAUAUAGUGGGUCUGUUGUCACUGUACAAGUUGUACUAUCCAAACCUGGUGUCGGUCCCUGUUUCAGCGACAAGAAAGAUUUUCUUCAAGAGCCAUGACCGGAAGUGGGCCGAGCUGAUCAAGAGGGUGCAGGAAAAGGCCCUGUCUGAGCAGGGCCUGAGCAUCAGUGUUCAGGAGUCCCAGCUCAGCAAGGCAGGAGCUGGCCCUGGAGGAGUGUCUGCUAAAAGGAUCAACACCAGCGCAGUGAUGCCGAAGUCCAAGAGGAGACGUGUCAUCACUCCAGCAGUGCAUUCCUCGUCCCUGGACGACAACAAGCACAGUGAAAACGUCCACCUUAUGAUUGACCACGUCACUGUGCCCUUUGUGAGGGUUAACUCCUUCAAGGAAAUGCUCAACCAAAUUGACAGAAUUGAGUUUCCCAGCCAGGUGGCAGCGGCCCUCCAGGAUCCGAUACUACAACAUGUGGUGGCGUACUCAGCUGACCAGAUAGUAGCCAUGAGGUUCAGCUACUGGCUGCAACAUACUCUCAUUGAAGAGUUUUUUGACAUGCCAAGAGAGAAUCAGGAUGAGAAAGAACAGUUUCUUGACCUGCUCAUUAAUUUCACAGAUUUCCUUCAGGAAGGCAUCCCGGUCGUGGACAUGUUCCUACAGAGAUACCUGCUGACAUGGAAUGGCUCUGACUACAGGCAGCAUAUACUCAGACUCAUCUCUAGGUGUCGGAUAUACCCCUUUGGAGUGUUAAAUGACUUCAUCUUAGAACCUCUGAGGAAACUGUACUUCAGCUCAACUGUCUACUUCAAGUGCCAAGUGAUUCUGACCCUGGUGGAGAUGAUCAAGAACUACACUGCAAUUGAGUGGCCACGCUACAAGGACCUGAUGGAGAAUAACUUGUCUGUCAAGGGCCCUACGUCUUCUAGCAUGUCAAUCUUCCAAGAGUAUGGAGGGAAGUUCCGUCCUCUCCAAACCCUCCAAGACCUGAUCCACUUCACGGACAACCUGGCAACGGUGGGUCUCCAGCUGGAAGAGGACAACACCCUGCUGGCCAACUGCAUCCUCGACUACGUGCAGCUGUUGUCUUCCAUGUGUCAGAUGUACAGUGUCCCGUUCGUUGCGCUGUCUCCGGCGUCGCUGCUGGGAAGGUUCCUGGUGGACGACUCAGUUCUCUGUAUCACCCGGCUCUGUUCCAUCAUGUGCAAUUACAAAGGUGCCUUUGAAGCUCUCAAGUCCAGACAGACACCAGUGGACGUUGACCUGAUGGACCGGGAUGGCACGGAGGACAUCCAGAGCUUCAACAGACUGCUCCUUGAUAUAUGUAACGGGCUGUGGCGGAACAGAGCCUUCGGGAGGCUGCCGGCAGCCUCGUUUUCGACUUCAACCCCUCAGAGUGUGUGGCCUCUGUUCCACGACCCAAUGAAAACUUCUCUAUCUACCUUCACCAUGCCUUCCUGGGUUACAGUCUGGCUUUCUUGAACGAGACUCAACCUCCUGGGAAGAAAGUUCAUCCAGGGCAGAUCAAGGCUGUGAAGGAUUACUUCCUCAAGUUCCUGGAGCGCGAACAUGUCACCCCCAUCCCUCAGUUCAUCAGAACCUUCAUACGCAAGUCACA